ACUUCUUCUCAUCACUACAAUCGUUGUCUGCCCGUUCGACGUCUCUCCAUCAGUCAACAUUCGAAGGGGCGUCCAUAGCCCGACUCUACAAUGGCCUUGUGCUCAGGAUGUCAAAAGUUCAGGGACGGAGUGUUUAGUCCCGAGCCGAUUGCAGAAUCCUCAGGAGAGCUGUUCGUGAUACACGAGAACUACGCCGAGCUAUCGUCCUGUGCAGAUAGCUGUUGCGAGAUGUGCAGAUACCUUUGCCGUGAGCUCUGGUUCUAUUGUUAUGACAAUGAUUGCUACAUCUUUCGACCUCAUUUUGAGGAUGCUGAUCGUAGCAUUGUCCUACGACUCCCUGGUAAAGAACGAGUCCCCUUAUAUUGGCAGCUCAUUUUUGGCGAAGAGUAUUAUGGAUACUUUCGGAAGUUUGGAAGCGGAUCUCGAAAGGUUGUCGAGACUCGAAGAGCAAGCGAGACCCCAGAACAUAUUCAGGAUAUGGGCCGUGAAUGGUUAACAACGUGCUGCACCCAGCACAAGCAUUGCGAACCCUUGAGUGAUGAUGGAAAGCGAUUUCUUCCGACGAGAUUGCUAGAUAUCGGAAUUCCAGGACAGAGAUCUAUCCGCCUUGUCCAUUCAGACGAGACACAAGAGAUGCAGUACGCCACUCUCAGUUACUGCUGGGGAAAUCCGGAAAACGCAGCUCGUACUACGAAAGCAAACUUGACCGAACGACUGGAAGCCAUCCCGGUGGAGUCGUUGCCUCAAACAAUACAAGACGCAGUUGAGGUGACUCGCUCUCUUGGCAUCCGAUAUCUUUGGGUCGAUGCUCUUUGUAUCAUCCAGGUUACGAGUGGAGUGAACGACGACUGGCAAAGGGAGCUGACCAAUAUGGGGAAGAUAUACAAAUAUUCUUUAUUCACGAUCGCUGCAAGUGGGGCUGAGAAUAGUAGUGUCGGUCUCUACUCUCGGAUUGAACCUGCCCGCUGGCCAGUAAAGGACAACUGUCUUUCAGGCGGGUCGCUUUCACUGGGCGGUGAUGGUGGCUUGAUCAUGGAAGCUACGCAACCGAAUUGGAAUAUAGCAGUGGAGGGUUCAGCCUUGUCCAGGCGCGGCUGGGUGUUGCAAGAACGCAUGUCUGCCUCACGGUCACUGUUCUUCACAGAUGAAGGUGUUUUUUGGCAGUGUAAUGAGCUCAAGACUUCUGAAUACGGGUUACUGGUGAAAAAUUCUAUGUUCCCCGAUUAUCCAACAAUGCAGGAGCUUGUCCAGAGUUUCAAGGGGGGCGAUGAAGAUGAACUGUGGACUAAACUUGUAGGAAAGUUCACCGAAAAAAGCCUGACGGUUGCUACAGAUAGAUUACCGGCAAUUACAGGUUUAGCAACAAAUCUUGCUGGAGUUUCUGGAAGAAACCACAGUGCUGGCGUUUUCGAGCAAUCCAUUCACAGAGAACUAGCUUGGCAUGUAUCCGAUAUUUCGGAGACACCAGGGCAACGCUUACCGGGUGUACCUUCUUGGUCGUGGGCAACAUCGAAUCAACCUGUACGCUUCGUGCCAUACAAGAAACUCAGUUUAAAGUUUCUUCCCACCAAAAUUUCUAUGAGCGAGCGCCAGAUAAGAGCUCAUGCCUGUGUUGGGAAUUUAGUCGUGACGAGGUCGACGGCGAUCAAAGCCGCUGGCCUGAAAACCAACCCUUACAAAUUCUCUUCUCAUGAUUACACGAUCGAGUCAAACACAUCGGGUCAUAAAUUCUGGCUCACGUUUGAUACAUUGCUGGAUGCGUUGCCCAAAGAAGGAGGAACUAUAUUUUGUGUCCAAUGGUGCAACGGAUGCAACGACGAUGAAUCCGAUAGAUUGACCGGUGCCUUGAUCGUAGCUCCGGUUGACGGAGAGGAGAGUACGUAUCGCAGGAGAGGUUGGGCGUACAUUCGACAUAGCGGCGUCUUCCUCAAGCAAGAGCCAAGGGAUAUCAUUCUCGUUUGAGACAGAUUUUUGUUCAGUCAGUUCGGACAAUGCGCGUCGGCCUUGAGGCAUGAUAUGGUUUUUCAAGGGCGGAAGCCAUGGCGAAGUCCAAUGUAAAAGGAUGUCGCUAUCUUUGGAAUUCACUGAGGUGCAAAAUCGGGAAAAGUACUGAGCUUUGACGUGUAACAAACACAGAAGAAAGUAC
Molecule: messenger RNA, 2146 nt
Organism: Boeremia exigua
Lineage: Eukaryota; Fungi; Ascomycota; Dothideomycetes; Pleosporales; Didymellaceae
Product: heterokaryon incompatibility protein-domain-containing protein
Exons: 1
Coding region: 91-1962 (623 amino acids)
Source: RefSeq, a predicted model, not a curated record